Molecule: messenger RNA, 960 nt
Organism: Vicia villosa (hairy vetch)
Lineage: Eukaryota; Viridiplantae; Streptophyta; Magnoliopsida; Fabales; Fabaceae
Exons: 1
Coding region: 1-960 (319 amino acids)
Source: RefSeq, a predicted model, not a curated record
AUGGAACUUGAAAGAAGAAAGACCAAGAAGUAUACUUUCAAGAGUUUAAAGGUAGAAGAGUUGAGAAAGCUAGGAUCCUUGAUUGUUGAUCAAGAUAAGUUCUGUAACAAGUAUGGAAGGAUAUUGUAUCUCCUCAAAACAAAUAUGAAGGAAGGAAUUCUCUCUACAUUUAUCCAAUUAUAUGAUCCCUUGUAUCAUUGUUUCACCUUUCCUGAUUAUCAACUAUUGCCAACAUUGGAAGAAUAUUCAAGUAUCACAGGGUUGCCCAUUACUGGAAGGAUUCCCUUUACUGGGUUAGAAGAAGAUCCCAAGUCUCAUGACAUUGCAAAGUUUACCCACUUAAAGAAGGAUGAGAUUGAGAAGAAUAUGGUUACCAAAGGAGGAUUAGUUGGACUACCUGCUCUGUUUUUAAUAGAGAAAGCUAUCUCCUCGUCACAAGAAAGAAAGGAAGAUGACUUUGAAGCUGUCUUUUCCUUUCUUGUAUAUGGAUUGUUCUUGUUCCCAAAUAUUGACAACUUUGUUGAUAUGAAUGCCAGCAAGAUCUUUAUGAAAGGAAACCCUAUUCCUACCUUGCUAGGGGACACUUACUACUUCACCCAUUUGAGGAAUUCCUAUGGAAAGAGAAUGAUUACUUACUGUACUCCUUUGCUAUACAAGUGGUACAUCUCUCAUUUUCCAAAUACCAGUGAUUUUUGGAACCUCCAAGAAGGACAAAGAUGGUCACAAAAGAUUAUGACUCUCACCAACACUGAUAUUGAUUGGACCAACAACUACUUUUGUAGGAUGAAGACUUUGGAUAGUUGUGGUGAUUUCCCUAAUGUGCCCCUUCUUGGUACAAAAAGAGGAAUCAGUUAUAACCCUGUGUUAGCUCGUCGUCAAUUUGGGUUACCUAUGGACAAAAGACCAAGGAAUAUCUUAUUGGAUGGAUUUUUCCUCGAGGAGGGAAUUGCAAACAAAUAG